Molecule: messenger RNA, 411 nt
Organism: Paramecium tetraurelia
Lineage: Eukaryota; Ciliophora; Oligohymenophorea; Peniculida; Parameciidae
Exons: 1
Source: RefSeq, a predicted model, not a curated record
AUGAGUGUUUUAUAAUCGUCUUCUGAGCCAAUGUCUAUGGCAGAAUCAAUUGUGCCUUAUGUGUAUGAACAAGGCCCAAUACUUAACAUAGUUAAGAAUGGAGAUGAGUUAGUCAAAAGUUCGCACUUUGAAGAAGCCUAUGAAGUUUACAGCUCGGCACUUCCCUUAAUAUAUUAAAAUUCAAGGCCAGAAGUUAUAGAACCUACAACAGAAGAUGUUCUUUUAGGAUUAGCAAAGUGUGCUUUAACUUUGAAUAAACUCUCCGAGAGCAAGCAUUAUUGUUUUGAGGUAGUGAAUUCUUUGAAUUUCGCUAGAUUUUAAAGAGUUAUCCCUAGCAUCCAUAAGCCCUACUGUAUUUAGGAUUAAUUUACAAAUAAGAGGGUAAUGAAAAGAAAAGUGAAAAGUAUAUGA